This is a messenger RNA of Lycium barbarum (goji berry), 1604 nucleotides long. Its product is annotated as serpin-ZX-like. The coding region runs from base 170 to 1375 and encodes 401 amino acids. The record is from RefSeq and is a predicted model, not a curated record. Lineage: Eukaryota; Viridiplantae; Streptophyta; Magnoliopsida; Solanales; Solanaceae. The transcript is spliced from 2 exons. Gene Ontology annotation, molecular function: serine-type endopeptidase inhibitor activity.
UCAUUUUCAGAGAAUAAGUCAUACAAACAUGCAUUUCUUUAUUCGAUCUCCAUUUGUUGAUAUAAGUUUUACUGAGUCAAGUCAAAGCCAAAAAAAACACACCUGUUAAGUAACAGUAUAGUAUAUAAAUUCUUGUAAAGCUUUCAACUUUGUGAUCAUUGCAUUCACUAUGUCAUCUUCUUCUUCUUCUUUGCACACAAAUAUGGAUCUCAGGGAGUCAAUCGCCAACCAGACGGACAUUUCUUUCAUGCUCGCUAAGCACGUUUUCUCCAAAGAGAUUAAUGGUGAUACCAACCUGGUGCUCUCUCCUCUCUCAAUUCAAAUAGUUCUUGGCCUCAUUGCUGCUGGCUCUGAGGGACCAACUCAGGACCAGCUCCUCUGUUUCCUCAAGUCCAAGUCUAUUGAUCAACUCAACUCUCUUUAUUCACAUAUUGUCAAUGUUGUCUUCGCUGAUGGCAGCCCGAAUGGAGGUCCGCGUUUGUCCGUUGCUAAUGGUAUUUGGAUCGACCAAUCACUGCCUUUAAAGCCUUCUUUCAAGCAGGUUGUGGACAGUGUUUACAAGGCUGCUUCAGAGUCGGUUGAUUUUCAGAACAAGGCUGCUGAGGUUGCCGAUCAAGUCAAUCAGUGGACGAAAAUGAAGACAAAUGAUCUCAUCAAAGAGAUUCUUCCUCGUGAUGCGGUGAACAACAUGACAAGGCUGAUCUUGGCCAACGCCCUAUAUUUUAAAGGAGAAUGGAAUGAGAAGUUUGAUGCUUCAGAAACUAAAGACCAAGAAUUCCACCUCCUCAAUGGAGGAUCUGUUCAAGCUCCAUUUAUGACUAGCAAGAAGAAGCAGUGUGUAGAAGCGUUUAAUGGCUUUAAAGUAUUGAGGCUUCCUUAUAAACAGGGCACGGACAUGCGUCGCUUCUGCAUGUAUUUCAUUCUCCCAGAUGCACAUGAUGGAUUACCAGCUUUAGUGGACAAAAUCAGUUCAGAACCCGGAUUCUUACAUCACCACGUUCCGUUUAGAAAAGUUAGCAUUCGCAAGUUUCUUAUCCCUAAAUUUAAAAUGACUUUUGGAUUUGAGGCUUCCAACAUUCUAAAGGGACUUGGCCUAACGCUGCCUUUCUGCGGUGGUGGUCUCACUGAGAUGGUUGAUUCCUCUUCAUCUGAAAACCUCUAUGUUUCACAAGUUUUUCACAAGUCUUUCAUUGAGGUAAAUGAGGAAGGAACCGAAGCUGCAGCUGUUACAGCUGCAGUAAUAAUGAAGAUGUCCUUGAUUAUUGAGAAGGAAAUGGACUUUGUUGCUGACCAUCCGUUCCUGUUCCUUAUAAGAGACGAAUCUACUGGUGUGGUGUUGUUCCUUGGGAGCGUGAUGAAUCCUCUAGCUGGUUAGCCUGCUGAAGCAAUGAAGAAAAAGUUUCCAAAGUGGCAACUGAAUCUCUGAAUUCACAUUAUCACAUGGAUAAUAGAAAGCUUUGUAUUAGCUUGGUGAGAUAAUAUAUUUGCAAAGAAUGAUAUAUCAUUUAUUAGGACAAAGUUUGGCGGCGUUAUGUAUCUAAAUAAUCAGUUUUAUGAUCUUUCUGUAACUAUGUAUUCUUAUGAUGAGACCUUGUUACAUAAUA